Tribolium castaneum (red flour beetle) is the source of this 4177-nucleotide messenger RNA. RefSeq lists its product as uncharacterized. The coding region runs from base 1491 to 2753 and encodes 420 amino acids. The record is from RefSeq and is a predicted model, not a curated record. The transcript is spliced from 2 exons. Lineage: Eukaryota; Metazoa; Arthropoda; Insecta; Coleoptera; Tenebrionidae.
ACUAAACCCUUUUAUUAAAUAUUUUCAAUUUAGAGCCCCAAAUUGUCCAAAGUUAAAGUUGACAAGUGUCUGACAGGACUUGACAGCGCUUUGAGUGCAGAUACACUUUCGUUGCUACGGAUAUCGUCUGCUCAAAAUUUAUACUUUUUUGAUUUUGGUCAAGUGCAUGCCUCUGUUUAAAUUAAAAUAACUAUUAAAUGGUGCAUUUUAGCGGUGUAAAAGGUUAUACCUUUUUUAUUCGCAAUUGAUUACUCUAUCGAUUUAGGCAAUAAAAAAGUAGUGUUAAGAGGGCAAAAAAUUAGAAAAACACAAAAAAUGUGACCCGGAAAUGCUGCAACCGGAAACUGGAUGGAUGUAUCCGGUUUUCAUAAUUACCAGAAUAAAAGGCAUGUUCUCUUUAGUAAGUCUACCAAGUUUUGUAAUAUUUGGUCAAAUGAUUCCAAAGUUAUGGUGCAAAAACGUCUUUCCAUACCCCUACUUCCCAGGGCUGUAAAAUUCUUACCAGUUUCGAUAGGACACGGCUUAUAAUCUCAAUUAGCAUCAUUUUAUAGGUCCUUUUUGAGGUUCAUUUUUUGUCGCACAAAUAUGAAUAACCCUGUAUACUAUUAUUUACUGAGUUUGAGUGUAAAUCGGACGCUUUAUUGCCGAGUGGAUUUUUAAACGUCUAGUGAUAAUGAGAGGUUUAUCAUCCACGAGGUGAAACCGUUUUAUACGAAAACGGGAUCAAUACAAGAUUUUAUUCUUCGAAUUAGACUUAACAAGGCUUAAAAUUGCUUUAAAUUUGUUAAAAAUAAUCUGACAUUUCGUAUUGAGAAAUGCCAAAUAAUUGUCAAAACUUUUUUACACAGGAGAAAAACCGUAAAUUUGGUCAUUGUUGAAGAAUAAACUUCUUUACCUGUACGAACCGAAUGAAAACUAUUUUUUAUAGGAGUAUUUUGUUAUGCAAUUAUUGGAACUUGCAAGUUAGCUGUUUAGAGGUUCGGCAAUUGGAUUCAAAUUACGACACACUCAAAACGAGGACAAAAUUGCGUUUAUUAUUAUUCCCGUAAUCGGGACAGUCAGUCGUUGGGUGCGGGGCGUGAGCGACCCCUGCGUAUCGUCAUCUGUUUGGGAUGUGGUGACGUAUGUACGAGCCGUUUAGUGUUAGUGGUUGCACUGUGUUUAAUUCUUAAAACGUAAGUAUUUCUUUUCUUUAAUUUUGUAUAAAUACACUAUUUCUGUAAAUUCGCCUUUUUUCUACUACCUGGGCAAACCCCUAAUCACGCAAGGCGUGACAUGUGUUGGAGGCGCCGUCGUUUAAAAAAUUUAACUGGUUUCGAUUCGAAUUAAUACUUACGUAAUUUGGUGCAAUUAGUGGGUUUUGAAAAGACAGGGACUCGCGUAAUUUUCGGAUGCGAAUGAACGUUGCCGUAGUUAAGUAGUUAAGUCGUCGUAAACAUCGUUGAGUUUAAUAUUUCAGUUUAAGAAAGUUUAAUGUAUUGUAAAUAAAAAUGAAUACAACAAUUUCGGAAGCAACGACGAGAGGCAGAGUAGUCGCUACUCCCAAAUUUUUGUCGCCACCCGUUUUUAAUCCGUGCGGUGGAAAUCCGAUUCAGUACAUGCGGAUUUACGAAAAGACAGCAGUUGUAAAUGGGUGGAGUGACACCCACAAAAUCGCUUAUUUUGAGUGCUUUAUGGAAGGAGCUGCAGCAGUCUGGGUGGCUGAUUAUACGAGCAGAGAUGAAAAUCACAACAAAAAGUGGUUAGAUUUGAAAAAAGAUUUUCUUAGGGAAUUCGGAGGUGAAGAUCACGAGCGAGUUUUAAAGCUAAAAUUCGACGCCAGGCAUCAAGGGGCGGGCGAAGAUUUAAAAUAUUAUUACUUUGAUAUGGUUGCGUUAGCCAAUGAAGUAAACCCUAAAAUGCCAUUCGAGAUGUUUCGCGAUAAAUUUGAGGCGGGGAUGCAUCCCACUUUCCGGCACACGUAUUAUGUUCUUGGGUGCGACAUCAAAAAUUUUGUGGAAUUAAAAGACGUGGUAUUCAAAGUUAGUAACAUUUGGACUAAGAUCAAUUUUUGCGAGAAGACUGAAGAACCGCUUUCGUUGCUAACGUUAGAGGGCAACAUUAGAAAAAACGACAGUUGGAAUCGCGACAAAUCAAGAGAAUAUGCUAGGACAUUCGAGUACGAUAAAACAGUUUCAUUUCGGGAUUCCCAAAUCACUCUGCUCAACGAAAAUGAGAAAUGCGGAUCGAAUAGCAAGAUCCUAACUUUAAAAGGAGUAGGAAAUGAUAGAUAUAUCGACAUAGUUAUCGAUACAGGAUCAGCGGGCAACCUAGUUAGCAGAAACGUGGUUGAGGGAAGAAAAAUAAAUACGAGCCACAGAACAACAAUUUUAUCAACAGGUGGUGAUAGGACUUCCAUGUUGGGGAUUGCGAAAGUGAAAAUAGAAUUAGGAAAUUUCAAAACGGAAAUAGAUGCCAUUGUGGUCGAAAAAUUGCCUAAACCGGUUAUUUUGGGCACGGAAUUUUUACAUAAAUUUAGGGCUUGUGUAAAUUUUGACGAAGGCAGUAUUAAAUUGCGCAACGGUUUUAAUAAAGUAACUUUACAUUUCGACACAAAAGAACAUGAAUUCAGCAAGUCUUUUGUUGCUAAGCAGGUUAAAGGUAUGAAGCACAGCGUCUCAAGAAUGACCCGAUCUCCAGUAAACGCGAAUGUUACUGUAGUAGAUAUGAUGUGCCGGUUCAGAUUCACUUCGUCUGCGCAUGCGCCAUUUUAGGGAUUCCCGACGCAAAAUAUGGGAAUCCCCUGAUGUUGAUGCUAUUUUCGGAUUAUGAUGUCAUGGCUUGUCUUUGUCUGCGCAUGCGUCACUUUGGGGAAUCCCACAUUGAAAAUUAUGUGAAUCCCCUGGUGUUGUUGCGAUUUUUAGAUUUUGAGGUCAUGACUAUUUUUAGACCAUGACGUCAGGAUGAGUAUCUCCUGGGAAAUCCCACAUUGGAAAUUAUGGAAAUCCCCUGCUGUCAUUGCUAUUUUUCAAACAUGACAUCAUGACUAAGUUUAGAUUAUGAUAUCAUAGUUAUUGUUGGAUGGAUAACUCAUUGCUAUUAUUAGAUUGUGACUCAUUAAGGUAAGCCCUAACGCUUCGUGGGAAUCCCCCAAUGUUGAUGCUAUUUUUGGAUGAUGAUGUCAUGGUUUGAAUUUGUAUGCGCAUGCGUCACUUUGGGGAAUCCCACAUUGAAAAUUAUAUGAAUCCCCGAUGUCAGUGCUAUUUUUGUAUCAUCAUGUAACAGUUAUUUUUGGAUUAUGACGUCAGUAUGGAAAUUCCCUGGGGAAUCCCACAUUAGACAUUAUGGGAAUCUCCUUUUGGUAUUACCAUGAUGUCAUGGUUGGUUUUAGAUUAUGAUGUCACACUUAUUUCCGGAUCGAUGAGUCAAUGUUUAUAUUAUAUUAUGUAUAAUAUUACAAUUCUUGGCCUACGACAUGAUUAAUAUAAAUUAAGCCUUUUUGGUUUCCUUAAUUUGGUCCAUUUAAUGAAGAAAAUAUAAGAGAAUGUAUCAGGAUCAUAUAAGUUGCAACAGCAUGGAGUAUCCAGCAGCAGGCAUGUGAUAAAGGUGUAAGCGGUUGUGGCGUAGGCGGCGGUGACGAGUGUCUUUCAUGUUUAUAGUUUUAAUUGAAACCCAAUCACAUUUCUUUCGAUAAGAAACUAUAACGGCUGGCUUUCAUUCUUUAAUUACAAUUAAAUAAAAAAGAAGGUAAAUCCCCCACACUGGAUCAUGAGUAUAUCGUAUAUACUGAUUGAAUAUUGUAUAUCGUGGCAAUAUGGUCUCCACGGAACUUCAUAUCGGUCGAGAUGUUGAAACAGUUGAAACUUUUGUUAAAAGUAAGAUUCAAUCUCCUAAAUUGAUUAAAGAAUAAUAAGUGUUACCUCAAGUAUACAAAUUUAUUAUUAUGAUCGUAAUACCGUUUUGGGCUUAGAUUAUAUCGAUGAUUUUGAAGUACAAUUGUUCCUUUUUUUGACAAAUUUAUGCUAGUACACUAUUCAAAUAUUUUCCAACCCCAUUUAAGGAUGUAAUGACUACAGGUGAAACUUUGCGUGUAAACAGUGAGAAAGGGCACAUACUUUUUGAUGAGGAAAUGGGAACAGGUUUCUGUUUUAGAUCUCAUAUGAGUCUACUUGUCUACAAAGACAAGCCAUGACAUCAU